Penicillium canescens is the source of this 2234-nucleotide messenger RNA. RefSeq lists its product as uncharacterized. Gene Ontology annotation, biological process: transmembrane transport. Gene Ontology annotation, cellular component: membrane. The coding region runs from base 245 to 1819 and encodes 524 amino acids. The transcript has 4 exons. Lineage: Eukaryota; Fungi; Ascomycota; Eurotiomycetes; Eurotiales; Aspergillaceae. Gene Ontology annotation, molecular function: transmembrane transporter activity. The record is from RefSeq and is a predicted model, not a curated record.
GCCACGUUUUCCGCGUUUUCUCAGUUUUUCCCUUUUUCAUCAACGCCCGAACGCCACCCAUCGACGCCAUAACGUUAGACAACGCCCUCUUCUCCGCCACGUUAGACAACGCCCAACUGCUCCUAGUUGAUACUAUACUCCCAUGCGCUAGUAUAUGCUCAGUAUAUGCUCUCCCCCCUUGAUACUCCCAAGCGCCACUAUCUCAGUACUUUGAUUCUCCCAAGCGACAACCCCCAGCGACAUCAUGGAAGUCUCAAAACCCGACGCGCCAACAGCAGAUUCUACCCUCGAAGCCCUUGGUUAUACAGCAGAAUUGUCCCGCAACCGGUCAACAUGGCAGGUCGUGUUCAUGUGCUUCAUCCUUGCCUCCGUGCCAUAUGGCUUGUCCACCACCAUGUCAUACGCCUUGAUAGGUGGAGGCUCGGCCAAUAUGAUCUGGGGCUGGAUUGUCGUUUCUCUGAUCAUGAUGUGUGUAGGCGCUUCUCUAGCUGAAAUCACCUCGGUAUAUCCCACUGCUGGUGGUGUCUAUUACCAGACUUUUGCCCUCUCGCCAGCCUGGUGUCGUCGCGCCACGGCUUGGGUGUGUGGUUGGUCUUUUGUCGCUGGUAAUAUCACUAUUACGCUGGCUGUUAACUUUGCGACCGCGCUAUUCUUUGUCGAAUGUUUGAAUGUUUUUGAGGAUUCCACUGGUACUGGUAUUGCCGCCAAUAUGGAGACUUAUCAGACUUAUCUUAUUUUCGUCGCCAUCACUGUUCUCUGUCAUGCUAUUCCCACUUUCGGGAAUAGAUGGCUCACCCAUAUCGAGACCUUUGCCAUCUUCUGGACCAUUGUUGGAGUGACAGCUAUCCUGAUUACCAUCCUGGUUGUCGCGCAUAGCGGACGCCGAUCUGCUGAAUUUGUCUUCACCUCGUUCGAGCCCCAAUCUGGCUGGCCAGAUGGUUGGUCAUUCUGUAUUGGUUUGCUCCAGGCUGCAUAUGGUCUUUCGGCUACUGGAAUGGUCACAUCCAUGUGCGAGGAGGUCCGUCAACCAGCCAUCCAGGUUCCCCGGGCUAUCGUCGGUGGUGUUGCUCUCAAUGCCCUGGCCGGUUUCGCAUUCCUCAUUCCUAUCGCAUUUGUGCUUCCGGAUGUUGCCAUGCUCGCAGCUCUCCCGUCGGCUCAGCCUGUUCCGACUAUUGUGAAGUCUGCCACUGGCAACUCCGCGGGUGCAUUCUGUCUCCUGAUUCCAUUGAUUGUCCUCGGACUGAUCUGUGGGAUUGGCUGUGUCACUGCUACGUCUCGGAUCACUUGGGCGUUUGCUCGUGAUGGCGCCAUUCCCGGCUCCGGCUGGUGGAAAACUGUAAAUGGACGUCUGCAGAUUCCAUUGAACUCAUUACUGCUGGGAAUGGUCAUUGAGCUGCUUCUCGGAUUGAUCUACUUCGGUUCAAGUGCUGCUUUCAGUGCGUUCUCCGGUGUCGGUGUCAUUUUCCUGACAAUGAGUUAUGCAUGCCCUGUCGCGGUGUCCUUGAUUCUUCGCCGCCGUAAGGACCUUGAGCGUGGUUCUUACAAUCUUGGAUUACUUGGCACCUUCUGCAACGUCGUUUGCAUUGCUUGGUGCUUACUUGCUAUCCCACUCUUCUCCAUGCCGACGAGUAUUCCCGUCACAAAAGACACAAUGAACUAUGCCUGUGUUGUGUUUGUCGGGUUCGUGGUUAUUUCUGGAGUGUGGUAUGGAGUAUGGGGUAAGAAGAACUAUAUCGGUCCCGCACUCGAAGAGAUCGAUGGUCAACCCGGUUCACAAGCUGGUGACCACUCAGACAUCGAUAUCGCCCCGAACAAGUGAUUUGACUAUGGGCGAGCAAUUGCAAUGGUUCGAGGGACCAACGUACCGUGCUGUUUGAUAGCGACUACGCUUCGCUGAAGACAGCGCAACUCGAAACACUGCAGGUACACCUUUACACCCAGAGCUAGUUUCACGACUACGACUACCAAAGUGGUGUAAUUCUGGGCGACCUGGCAGCUGGUUCUUGCUCAGGUCAAUGCAAGCAUAGCCCCAUUCCGACCACUUCCGCCUAUUUCUGUCAACGAAAAGAGGCGGACAACAGAAAUCUUCGUUAUCUGGCUUGUGGUAUUCGAAGAUCGACAAAGGUGUAGUAUAUAUGUACAUAACUCAUUACCGCAGAAGUAUAUAGGACUAGGACUAGGAUCUUAAAAUUAUACCCAAACAGUUCAAAGGAACCAAGCAGUUGUAGUCAUUC